Messenger RNA from Acanthochromis polyacanthus (spiny chromis), 3521 nucleotides. Its product is annotated as E3 ubiquitin-protein ligase RNF182. NCBI's taxonomy places the organism in Eukaryota, Metazoa, Chordata, Actinopteri, Pomacentridae. The transcript has 6 exons. The coding region runs from base 736 to 1749 and encodes 337 amino acids. The record is from RefSeq and is a predicted model, not a curated record.
AUUAUCGAUUUAUUGCUUCUAUUAAUCGAUCAUACUAUCGAUCCCGGUGAUCAUCUGAUUUCCCGUCAUCCCGCUGCAGGCAGGUUGCCAUGGUAAUCGGGCUCCCGCCGCCGGCCGCGCGCCGCAGAGAGACGGAGGAGAGACGGUGAGUCACCGGCACGAGCUCAGCGACAAAACGGACGACCGGAGCGACCACCGGCCGACGGACGGACGGAGGGACGGAGGGACACACCGACCGGCCCGGUCGGUCCGUGGAGCGCGAGACCGAUAACGACGCUGAUGACCGUCAUCUACCGCAGUGACGUCACAGCGAGCAGCAACAAGGACGGCAACCCGAAGAGCCGCAGCGACACCGCAACACGGAGAACCAGAACCAGAGGAACCAGAGGAACCAGAACCAGAGGAACAAGCGGAACCGGGUCCAUCAACAGCUAACUGACAGAGGUCCAGCUGCUGGUUCUGAGGAUUUUUCAGGAGGACCUAAACCUGCAGCAGCAACAGGAAGUAAAGAGUCGGAGGAGAGCAGGAGCUCCAGGAGGAGCAGAGAUGAUCGUUCAGCUGCAGCAACAUGUUGCCUCAACCUGAGAGACGACAGCAACGUAUUGCUUCAACCUGAGAGAAACUACAGCAACCAACCUGCUCGCUGCCAGGUCCAGUUGAGGUGGCUGUCUGACCUCCUGAUUGGACAGAUGGAUUGUCGCACUGAUCAGCUGAUCUGGAAUCAGGUGUGUCUGCAUGCAGCUUCGUUUCCAUGGAAACAACAGCAGAAACAGAGCAAUAAGAGACAAAACAAUACUUCAAAACUCAGCUAAGCCCCGCCCAGCGCUGCCGUUCUCCCUGAUUCAGGUGAUGACAACAGCCAAUAGGAUGAGCCAGCUGAAGGAGGCAGAGCCAGGGCGGGAGAUGGAGGGCAAGGUACAGACCUGGGCUCAGUCUCUGGUUUACACUCUGGAGGAACUCGAGUGUAAAAUCUGCUACAACCGUUACGACACUCGCAGCCGGAAACCCAAACUGCUGGGCUGCCUGCACCGAGUCUGCGCCAAAUGUCUGAAGAAGAUGGUGGACAUGGGUGAGUCUUCGCCCUCUAUCAUCAGCUGUCCGUUCUGUCGCCAUGAGACUCACGUCCCCGACGAGGAGGUGUGGCUGAUGGAGGACGACCGACACAUCCUGGCCGUCCUGUCCUGUCAGGACCGAGCUCGGCGUGGAGCGGCAGGAGGCGGUGGGGAGGUGGUGCUGAGUCCCAGCAGUCUGACCGGUAAAACACCACCACAGGUUGUUUCUGAGUGUUUCUGCCGUAGAACAAAAGCAUCAGGUGAUCUCUGUCUGUCUGCAGGUGGACCAGGUGGAGGCGUGGACGUGUCCCACCGCUCCUCAGACUGUCUGGUCAUCACCAUCAUGGAGCUUCCUGAGGAGUCUCCGUCCUCCGACUCACUGAGCAUGCUCAACGUGGUGGGUCUGUACCGCCCCCCUAGCCUGGACUCGCUGCCCUGCAACCUGCCUGCUCAGAAGUGUCGCGCCUGGACAUCUCGGAGCGUCCCCCGCUGCCUGCUGGGGGCGCUGUGUCUGGUGUACUUCAGCUCGUUGCCUCUGGGGAUCUACCUGCUGAUGAUUGGUCAGCUGUGGCUGGGCGUGGUCCUGGUCAGCCUGGUUCCCUCCACGCUGCUGCUGCUCGUCCUCUACGGCUUCUGUCAAUGUCUCUGCCACGAGCUGAUGGAGGCGCUGGCCGCACGCUCCCACACGCUGCCAUGAGGACGUAAAAAUCACAACACGCUGCCAUGACGACGUAAAAAUCACAACACGCUGCCAUGAGGACGUAAAAAUCACAACACGCUGCCAUGACGACGUAAACAUCACAACACGCUGCCAUGACGACGACAGCAUCACAGCAAGCUGCCAUGACGAUGUAAACAUCACAACACGCUGCCAUGAUGACGUAAACAUCACAACACGCUGCCAUGACGACGUAAACAUCACAACACGCUGUCGUGAUGACGACAGCAUCACAGCACGCUGCCAUGACGACGACAGCAUCACAACACGCUGCCAUGACGACGACAGCAUCACAACACGCUGCCAUGACGACGACAGCAUCACAGCACGCUGCCAUGACGACAACAGCAUCACAGCACGCUGUCAUGAUGACGACAGCAUCACAACACGCUGCCAUGACGACGUAAACAUCACAACACGCUGCCAUGACGACGUAAACAUCACAACACGCUGCCAUGACGACAUAAACAUCACAACACGCUGUCAUGACGACGACAACAUCACAACACGCUGCCAUGACGACGUAAACAUCACAACACGCUGCCAUGACGACGUAAACAUCACAACACGCUGCCAUGACGACGACAGCAUCACAACACGCUGCCAUGACGACGUAAACAUCACAACACGCUGCCGUGACGACGUAAACAUCACAACACGCUGUCGUGAUGACGACAGCAUCACAGCACGCUGCCAUGACGACGACAGCAUCACAACACGCUGCCAUGACGACGACAGCAUCACAGCACGCUGCCAUGACGACAACAGCAUCACAACACGCUGCCAUGACGACGUAAACAUCACAACACGCUGCCAUGACGACGUAAACAUCACAACACGCUGCCAUGACGACGUAAACAUCACAACACGCUGCCAUGACGACGUAAACAUCACAACACGCUGUCAUGACGACGACAACAUCACAACACGCUGCCAUGACGACGUAAACAUCACAACACGCUGCCAUGACGACGUAAACAUCACAACACGCUGCCAUGACGACGUAAACAUCACAACAAGCUGCCAUGAUGACGCAAACAUCACAACACGCUGCCAUGACGACGACAGCAUCACAACACGCUGCCAUGACGACGACAGCAUCACACUGCCAUGAAGACAUCACAACACGCUGCCAUGACAACAGCAAUGUCUUGACGUGCUGCCGCAACAAUAAAAACACACAAUGUAGCCAUAGCAACAGCAUAACAACCACAAAGAAACAACAGAACAAUGAAAGGUCAGUAGAACAUCAGAACCAACACAGAACCUAAUCUGAACACUCACCUGUAGACCCGUCACUCUGACCCUGCCCCCUCUGAAUACCAGCACCCCACCCUCUUUGUUAAACUACAGCCAAUCAGAGCAGGACCAGGUGAUGACAUCAUCACCACAGGAGAUUUUUGCAGCUGAUUGUCAGCUGAUCACCACCUGACAUUAAAGGACACUGUCGGUCAAUCAGAGGAAACGUCUGUCUCUGGACACUAAAGCUGAGACAGAUUGUAAAUAUGACGAUCUAUCCAUGUUCUAAACAAACUACUACCAUGUUGGGAUUAACACGUUCUAAGUAACUCGGUUAUCAUGUUGUAAACACGUGGAACUGUAUCAUAUGUUUGUCCUCAGAUAAAAGGUGUUUGAACAGUCUGUGAUGGUGUUUGGGGGCGUGGUCUAUCUUCUGUAACCUGCAUGACCUGCAGCUCUGUGGUCAUCUCUCACUUCAAACCAUAUUUAAAAUAAAUGUUCCAUACAUGUUC